Mollisia scopiformis is the source of this 1659-nucleotide messenger RNA. RefSeq lists its product as uncharacterized. The transcript has a single exon. Gene Ontology annotation, biological process: nuclear envelope organization. Gene Ontology annotation, molecular function: protein phosphatase regulator activity; phosphoprotein phosphatase activity. NCBI's taxonomy places the organism in Eukaryota, Fungi, Ascomycota, Leotiomycetes, Helotiales, Mollisiaceae. Bases 299 to 1630 code for a protein of 443 amino acids. Gene Ontology annotation, cellular component: Nem1-Spo7 phosphatase complex. The record is from RefSeq and is a predicted model, not a curated record.
AUGCUGUAGAGCGAAGGAAGCCAAAGUAUGAGGCUGUCUGUGAAAUAAAAAUUGUUGCUUAGCUGCAUCAUGACGAUGUAAAGUCUCAAAGUGGCUUGCCGACUGUCAGCGGACAAACCAAUCCUAGAACCCUCACAUGCGACCCCAACAAACAUACUUCGAUACCCGAUUGCUGUGGAAAGAAUUGAUUCAUCCCUAAAUACAAGCCUCAGGUACAUAUCUGAAGUUGUGACGUGUAUCCCAUUUCAUUCACCAGCCAUGAUAUCCCAAUAGCACGAGUUACCAACAAGUCGUCGCAAUGUCGAACCUGGACCAGCUCGUGAAAGGAGCACCUUCCCCUGGGAGCCAGUAUCCCGCCCCUUCGACCAGUCCUAUUAUCUCUAUCGAAGGCUCGAAUACCUCUGUUCCAGAUCCGCUGGCUUCUCUACCGUCCUCUCCACCCCAAAUCUACCUCAAUCUCCUCAUCCUUGAAGCAUCACUCCGGGCGCAAUGGCUUCAGUUACGAACAAGACGGCGACAGCAUACCUUCUUCUUAACACUGCUGGGGCUUUGGACUCUAUACUUUGGCUAUGCACUGUUUCUCGCACCGAGAGAAGAUGGUAGUGGGAUUGGAGGAUCGGUAUACUGGGCAUUUGAGGUUGGAGAGAAAGUGUGCUUCAUGGGUGGCAUAGUGACCGGUAUCUUGAUAUGGGGAACUGGACAGUGGGAGAGAGGCAUCCGAUGGCCACGCCGAUGGGUUUAUACCACGAACAGAGGUCUCAGAGGAUUCAAUUGCAAGGUCGUUGUGAUCAAGCAAUCGUGGUGGAGGGAGCUACUUUCCACAUUAUCAUUUCUGUUCUCCUACGGGCUGUUCUCCAGCAACACGGGAAGUUCAUAUCGAUAUGUGGAUCAGACGCUCCUGAAAGAGUCUGAAAAGGCUCAGCCUACAGGAGGACACCAUGCAUUGCCAAAUAUACAAGAGGACGACGAUAUCGCAGGCUAUGAAGAAGACCUGGCACCGGGUGGAGAUUAUAUCAAGCUGUUGUUGCUCCCGAAGCCCUUUUCUCCCAACUUUAGAGAGAACUGGGACAUAUACCGUACAGAAUACUGGGAGAAGGAGAAUGAACGCCGUUCGAUCUUGAGGAAGAAGCUCAAAGAAAGGGAUAGGAGACUUGCAAAGGAGCAAGGAGGUUGGUUAUGGUGGACAGGAUUUCGGGGCUGGAACAGAGGCAAGACUCCAGAUGUUGAAAAGAGUCACCACGUCGCCCACAAGCAUGCAACUCAUGAGAAAGAGCCAAAACGGACCCGAAGUGGUAGUGUGAGAUCUGGCUCACAUUCCCGAAACUCCUCUCGAAGCUCGACUCCAGCUGCUGAAUUAGAGGAAGGCCCUAUUGGACAUGUCCGCCGAGGAAGCUCAAGUGCGUCUGAUCGGAGGAAGAGAAAGACUACUACGAGUACGAGUAGAGUCCAGAAGCUCACUCCUGGUUCUCGCUCAGCGAAUCCAGAUGUUCCAUCUCCAUUGGUAAGAGAGAAUAGCUUCACAAGUGUCUCGUCUUUGGACAGCGAGCGACCUGCGACUCCCGCACGUGAUGCCGAUACCUCGAAGCUUUCAACACGAGCCAGCGCGGCCAGGGCAGCCAAACAGUCAUAGAAAUAGCAAUUGAUGUCGUUUUCCAGCAU